Messenger RNA from Peromyscus californicus insignis, 7947 nucleotides. It is a transcript of the gene Erich3, whose product is annotated as glutamate rich 3. The transcript is spliced from 15 exons. The record is from RefSeq and is a predicted model, not a curated record. The coding region runs from base 984 to 5231 and encodes 1415 amino acids. Lineage: Eukaryota; Metazoa; Chordata; Mammalia; Rodentia; Cricetidae.
UGUUGGCAUGGGGACAUGGGAUGCGAAGAUGGGCCUGCCACGGAGGAGGGAGCUGAUGGCAAUGCCUUGCAGCUGUAGAAACAAAGGCUGUGACUGAUCAAGAGGGAAGCUGGAUCUGUCAUGUUGCAUUCUGGGUCUGUUUUAGGAACAGAAACCAAGGCACCUGAUUGUGGCUUUUCCCUGCUUUCCUGCCUGCAGAAACCACCCAGUCAGGGGCCUAGCAGGAAGAAGCUGGGCCAGAAAGGGACGUGUGUGUGUGUGUGUGUGUGUGUGUGUGUGUGUGUGUGUGUGUGUGUGUGUGUUCAGGGUUCAGGUGCCUGGGGAACGGUAAUCCCAGAGCAACCAAGCUGGGGACGGCCGGAUCUCCUCCCAUAUCCUUCUAUAUCACGGCCCAGCGAGCAGGGUGGGAGCUGGUUUCUUUUCCAGCUUGUCCAGGUUUGGUUCCAGCAGCCCCGCUGCUUCUCCGGGCCCUGGGUGCUCGCCUUUUCUCCUCCCUUAGCAACCGGGAGUCUGUGGACGCUACCAAGCGGCAACUGGGAGGCUGCGGGGAACCCGGGCAAGGAAGGGAGGAGCCCAGCCCAGGUGCUCCGAGUCCCACCGCGGCAGUGCAAAGCCACCGUUAGCUGCGUCUGCACCUGCAGCGGGGUCCAAAAGGGAUUCAGCAAAAAUGAGCCAUUCUCACCCCGCUGGAUACCACAUCUCUUCCUUUGGCUGAGCAAACCCAUUCAUCUAAACAGAUGGGGAUGGAGAGGCAUUUGUCCUGGGAAUGCUGAGUUCUCGGAAUUCCUUCAGAGACGCAUAUCAACAUUGCAGUCAUCUGUCACCGGAAAUGUUCCUGAUUACUUGCCACUUAUAACAGCCUCACAGAUAAGCACCUGGCUGGGUAUUUUAACAAUACCAGGAUCAGGCGGCACCUCCUAAGAUCGGGGCUGAUCACUAGAAGUGGGAGGAUACUUUCUGAAAAGGAGUACAAAGUAAACACCAUGAAGCAGGAUCACAAAAAAUACAUCCGGGAGUGCUUAGCCCAGGCCAUCUUCCACAAGGUCCUUGAUAUGGAGCGCGAUCACCAGCUGGAAAUAAAAAGGAAACUGGAUACCUUAGCUAGGAAAGAGCGGACUCAGAGGCUGAAGGGAGAGCACACAAGACGAUUUAUUGAAGAUAACAUGCCCAUUCUCACUCCCCAUCCUCCAGCUGGCCCAAAGACUAACCGUGGCUGUAGCGUUCUGGCUGAGGAAGGACGUUCUAGUCCAUUAACACUGACAGCUCCUCGACCAUAUACUGCCCCAGGAAAUAUGCAGCCUCCAAUUCGAUUGCAGCCUCUUCUCAGUAAUCGCUCAACGAGAAAUGUUUCAAAGAUAACUUCAGGGUCCAAACCCAGAACCUCAUUGCUGGAAAGUGAAGCUCCAUUUCCUAUUGGGGGCAAGAAAGCAAUGAUGAAAUUCAGGAACUACAUGGACAAUUCCCAGAGGCCGGAUUCCUACCAACUUCCAGACAUUAACAGUUACCUGACACCUAUCCCCCCGACACCCCAACCUCAAGCAGGAAAGAUCUCAAGCAGGGAGAACAGGUCCGAGCCUUGGAGGAGGAAGAGGCUGCGUCCCAUCACGGCUCCCAAUGGCUUAGAGCCCCUCUACACCAGGGAUCCGGGGAGGGUUUACAAAGCAGCGCCACAUAGCAAUGCAGUUAUCACAAUGGUCUACUUCGGGAAGAAUGUGCACCUGUCUUACGAAGACACAGACUUUCGAGAUGAAAUCAAGAUUUACCAACAGCACUGUGGAGGAGAGAACCUUUGUAUCUACAAAGGCAAACUGCUUGAGAAAGACACCUUUCAGUUUAUCUCCAAACGACACCAUGGCUUCCCCUUCAGCCUCACCUUCUUUUUGAACGGGAUUCAAGUGAACAGGCUCAGCUCCUGCUGCGAGUUCAAGCACCGUAGGAGCUCGAGGCUCGGAGGCAAGAGAGGCUACUUUGGGAUCGUGAAUGUGGAGAAGGCAUCUCCUUGCUACAGGUGUAUUAUUGCCAUGGGCCUUGACAGAAAACCAUCUCCAACAAAACCUAGGAAGGAAAAGACUGCUGAGAAGAAGGAGGAACCACUGAAGAAGAGUCAGGGGAAACUGAGGAAGGACAGAGAUAAUACACCAUCGAGAAGGAACAAGAUGGAGGGGAAAGAAACCUUGGUCUCAACCACUUUUUCAGCGGAGGAAAUAAAGUCAGGCGUCAGAGAAGUGAGAACGGCUAUAGAGGAAAUGGAAUGGAAGGGCGAGUCAGGACAAGAUGUUUGGGAAGAGGACCAGGAAAACACUUUUAAAUACGACUAUGAAGAAGAUUUCGAAGUAGAUGAGGAAAAGCAAGAUGAGCGAGCUGAAGACCAGGGUCAGGCUGACGAUCAGAUGAGUGCAACAUCCAAGUCACCCACUGAAGGGGAGAAAGAUAAUUUAAGCCUUGAAAAGGAGGAGGCAGCAGAUGCCCACGACAAUGACAACCGUGAGGAUGAUGGGUGCUCGGACAGUGAAGAGGAGGACAGACAAGAUACUAAGACCCUUUCAUCGAUCUCAUCUAGAAGUCACCCGUACUCUAGUGACAGUGAAGACGAAUCGACAGAGCUGUGUGCAGAAGCCCACUCUGGAAACAGUGCAGGGGGAAGUUCCACAAGUUCCUCUUCUCACGACCUACAGGAAAAUGAUGACCAAGGAAAAUUCCACUUUCCGGUCGAGGAGUCCUUGGAAACUGAGAUCGAAGAGCAAGAAAUCACAAAAGUAGAUGUGGAUAACAGCCCUCCAUUGACAGAGGUUAGAUAUAUACAUGUUACUGAGGAAGAACCAACAGAGGGAACCCAAGAGAUUACAGAAGCCAAGAUGUCUAGGCAGCCUGCUUCUCCAGAGGCAAAGGCUAAAGGUCAGCUCCAGGUGGGAGGCACAACUGUGGUGGAGGACAGAAAAGCAGGCCUCCCUGGGCUGGAAGAAGAGGUUGGACAGAUAACAGGUGAAGCCCAGUCACCUGAACACUACCGCUGCCACACAGCAGCUGGACUUAGCACUGGAGAAGAUGGGCUGACACCCACGAGAAAACUGGAGGUCAACCUGGGCGGAGUGGUGGAGGAAAGAGCAGCCAUCAGCUCAAAUGGGCAGCCCGAGCAAGCUGCACAAGAGGUGUGCACGCCGGAGAAGGAAACAGCCAUGGAGGAAGAUGAAUGUUCCCAGCCUGAGGAUGCUGACACCAAUGCAGGACUGAGGGAGAAAGGAGGAGCGGAGGAAGAUGAUCCCCAGGAUGCUGACAUGGACAUGGGGCUGAGGGAGAAAGCAGGGGUUGCAGAGGUCCCCUUAGGGAAGAAGAGCCCCACAGAAGAGCAGCCAGCAUUAUCAGAGCAGUCUGCAGAGAAAGGGGAGCGCCCCCUGAGCACAGCUAGUGAGGCAGAGACAGGCACAGAAGGACGUGGCAGGUCUGGAGAGGAGCAGUUAAACCUCACAGGAAAAAUAGCAGUGGAGCAAGCACUGGAGAGUCAGAGGACGGUGGACCCCGAUAGGCAGCGCUUGCUGCAGACAGUGAUGGAGAAAGGAAGGGCCUUUUCUGGAAGGGAGCCAGUACUGGAGAGGGCAGUGCUCACAGAGAGCUCAGAGUUCAGCUCAGAGACUCCUGGGGAAUCAGCAGUUCUGAAAGAAUCAGGGACUCCUGAGGAGGCAGAGAGCCAGGCCGGCUCCCCAGGACCAGAUGGGAACCAAAGCAAAGAGGGAGCUCCCACAGAGCUAGAGGACAUGGGGCCCGUGGAGGACACGGCACCAGAGAGAGAGGAUGGUUUUGAAGAGGCAAUCCUUGGAGGGGAGAAAGCAGCUCCUGAGAGGAAGGAGGUUCUAGAAGCACAAGCACCCUCGAGUUCCUCAGCAGGAGAAGCAGGGGCAAGCCCCGGAGAGGUUGUCCAGGGCAACCCUGAGAAACUCUGUAGGGCAGACACACCAAGGGAGAGAGUCGUGGCGGACACAGAAUCUGUCCUGGAACAGGAUCCCACAGUAGUGCUCCCUGGGGAGUUCACUGCAGCUGGAGACAGGAGGAAAGUUGAGAGGCCCCCAACACCUCCGAGAGAAACUGGAUCUGAAAGAGGAGAGGAGACAGGGGUCAAGGUGUUGAAGACAGAAGAGAAGUUGGAGGAGCAGAAAGCUAAAGGGGAAGAGGAGGGCCCAGUGGAGGGAGUGAGGUCUGUGGAAGACGCCCAUGCAUCCCCCAACAAGAUGGAGGCUGAUCCUGAGGAUACGAAUCCCACAGGGGCAACCGAGUUGAGGGAGGACACAAGGCUUCUAGAAGAUUCACCCAAAGAAAGAACCAUCGCCUUGUCUGAAGCAAAACUUCAAUUUGAGAAGUUACUGGAAGAUAACGAAGCCACAGCCACAGAGCGCAAAGAAGGAGGAGAAGAACUGCCAGCCCAGGAGAGUGAGGCUCCAUUGCAGCAGGGGAGGUUGCCCGGCGCCCCUGGACCUGAGCCAGCAGGCAAAGCUCGGGUGCCCGAGAGUGUUUUCACAGCCAGAGGUCGAGAGUGGACUGCCAAGGAGCUAGACAGCCUCGAGGGACCAGAGAGACUGGAUGAAGAAGGGCCUUUGCAAAUGCAAAGAAGGAACAUCGUGAUGACGUGUGGAAAUCUUCCCGAGGAAAAGCUCGCUGUAACAGAGGUGUUCAGUGGAGAGGCUGAGGGUGAGAAGACACAGGAAGAGGGGGGUGAGGAUAGAAAGUACCCUCCAGGGACAGUGACUGACAGCCUGGCAGGGCAGGACUGGGCCACGGGAGGAGGCACAGUCAAAGAUGAGGAGGAUCCACAAGGAAGAGGAGUUGAAGAAACAGUUGCAGAGCACAGGGAGGUGUUGGCAGAGUCAAUGUCCACUUCUGGGGACAGUGUGACCUCCUCCUUCGCAGAUGUCCAGAAGGAAACUUGGAACAGAGCAGGCGAGGCUCCAGGAGAAACAGCAGCUGAAGACAGUGUGACAGCUGAGGACAUGACAUCCAGGACAGAAAAGGUGGCCGUGGUAGAGGGAGUGACAUCAGCAGAGGCUGGGGAGGUCACACAGGAACAGAAGCCUCCUGAAGUGCAGGGCUCAGAGCCCGGGGAAGUGAAGGCCUCUCAGCAUGCAGGCAUGGCUAUGGAGGAGACAGGGACUAGGAGGCAGGAUGAGGGACACCAGUCAGGAGCAGCUGAGGAGUUCAGAGGACCAGCGCCUCAAGGAGAGACAGAGCUUAGCAGUUUCUAGAGGCAGCACUUCCCAGGAAGCUGGAUUUUUCUAGAACCUCAGAGAAAUUGCAAAGAGAAAGUUCCCUUGAUCACAAUGGAGUACAUAUAUGUAAUAUAAUGCUUAAAUACCUAACUUUUGAAUAGUGGAAGUAAACAUCAAAAUAUAUUUAUUUUACAUAUUUUUCAUUUCCAAGACACCAUCAGGUCAUUAGGGCCUAAUUUCUAUUGUUCUGAAUGAUUUUACCCACAGUGCUAUCUUUUUCCCCAGCGUAUUAUGGGAAAAGACUGACACAGGCACCUCACCAGUACUUCAGAUUUUCUUUUAGCUUGCUGUUGGCCUUCUUUGGUCUUGAUCUGUAGGUGCUGGUCAGUAGGUUAGUAACCAUGGUGAACGAGCUCGGGGAGAUUUGCUCCCACGGGAACUGUGGUCCCAAACAGAGAAUGGGGGGUAUUGAACAUUCUACACAGCUCUGUUUAAAUCAAAGUGAUGAUUUUUAAAUAUUUGGCUUUUACCAAAGAUUACCAGAAGGUGAUCCCUGAUGACUUGAAUUUGUUUAAAUCACUUUUUAUUUGCAGUUAAAUAUUAGUCCCAAUUUCAUGCAUGGAAUUGUGUCUUAAUCACCUGGUCUUUGGAAUGAGCUGCUCGGGCUCUUCCUUGUCCACUUAAAACUGAAGAUUGCUCCACGCCUUUCCAAGUCCUUCCAGGAAAAGGAUUCCAUGGUGUGGAAAUUCACUUUCUCUUGGAAACACUAAUUAUUCCUAUUUACACCUGGUGUGUGUGUGUGUGUGUGUGUGUGUGUGUGUGUGUGUGUGUGUGUGUGUGUGUGUGUAAAAUGGGAACCUUCCUGAAAGUGCCCUUUGUUUGUAUGCCUUUGUGUUCCAUUUUCUCUGGUAGACUAGCAAAGUGUGACUUCCAGCAUUUUGUCAUUGGGAGCAUUAUUUAUCAGAUUUCUCAAAUGCAAAAAACAAAAAAGUACUUAGUCUAGGUAACUCUGAGAAGUGUGAUUGUAAUGGGAAAACUUGGUCCAUCACACAUACCCUGGUCCAUCACAGGCACUCUGGGAAGACAUGGUCCAUCACAGGCACUCUAGGAAGAUGUGGUCCACCACACACACUCUUGGAAGACAUGGUCCAUCACAGGCACUCUGGGAAGACAUGGUCCAUCACACACACUCCGGGAAGACAUGGUCCAUCACAGGCACUCUAGGAAGAUGUGGUCCACCACACAUACUCUGGGAAGACAUGGUCCAUCACACACACUCUGGGAAGACAUGGUCCAUCACACACACUCUUGGAAGACAUGGUCCAUCACAGGCACUCUGGGAAGACAUGGUCCAUCACACACACUCUGGGAAGACAUGGUCCAUCAUACAUACCCUGUACCUGAUGUCAUCCUAAAGAUCUGCAGCCUGUGCUCCUUCCAGGCUUCUGUUCUGAGUGACCCCACAAUAUGUCAACUAUCAUGAUCACUCUUCAGAUGGUGCCCAUAUACAAUUUCCUACUUGGAUAUCAGCAUAUUGUGAGGGUCUAAGUUUUCUUGAAGACAUCCACACACUAUGCCCCAAAGGUCACAGGAUUGGUAGUCUUUCUACAAGUGAGGAGAUGAGAGUUUUUCCAAGGCAGCAAUUCCCCAGCAGGAGGAGAAUCAACCUUUCAUGGGGCACUUUCAUGACUGAAUUCUUUCCCCAUCACAAAGCUUCAGAUAUACUUGGUCUUAAAUGAACCUAUGCAUAAAUAUUUAAAUUUUUUCUUGAUUCUAGUAUGUAGCCAAAGUUGAGGACCUUUUUCCCCAGUCACCAGACAGUCAUGCUGUCUGCCAUCUGCUCUGUGUUGCUACUGUCAAGGUGUCCUGUUGUUACAGAUGGUUUUCAUUUUGAUGACUGUUCAGGAGCUUUUUGAUAAUCAAUGAUGUACCAGAGUAGACAUAUUGAAACAGAGAGUGGACGGAUCAUUUUAUCACGGACAUUAUCACCUACAGCUUGCCACCUGCCCUCUUCUCAUAAUUAGAAACUGCAGAGGGUGUUGGGGCAGGGGCGUGGGGGGGAGGGGCAGAAACUGCUGCUUUACCAAACCUUGGAGGCGAUUCUAAAGUGUACCAAAGCCUGAAAACUGCUCAGAUGGAUCACUAGUUACACUGAGUCCUCAUUGUGGUUAAAAAAACAGAUUUCAGGAACACUGUCAAGUUCAUCUUGGUCUCUUUGUCUUUUGUGACAAAGCAUACAGCAUGCCCUCCUGUCUGGUCAUUCUAAAGGAGAUGGUAAUCAUCAUAAAAGUGAUGGAUCCACCCUUCAGCUCAUUUCAGUAUAGUUGUAUGGAGUGUAUUUGGGACUUGCCUCUCAGUCAACUGAAUCUGACAGCAGGUUCCCUGCCCUGUGCUCUGUUUCAUGGCUGGAUCUCAUCUCCUCCACAUCCAGAUCCACAGCAUUACUGUGACUGAUAUAGGAUUUCACCCCAGCAUUAUUCUCCAUGUUACAGAGCACUUUGAGCACAAGCACUGAUGAGAAAGAUUUUACAAACUCGUUAAUCACAUUGAAAAAUGAGUUUUGUACAAUGUGCUAAAUGGAAAUUGCCUUGGAUUAUUUUUAUAUUUAACACCUUCCAUCGGCCCAGUCUGUAGCACAAUUCUACAAUCUGCAUGUGGAUUUAACUGUGAAAUUCAGUGUUGUGAUGUUUUGAUUGAGUGAAUUUUAUCUUUAUAAAUAUUACAUCAAUAAAAUUAUGUUUAGUGAAACUGA